CCCCUACCCCAACCCUAAGCCCGCUACAACCCCCCAAAUGCCGACCCUCAGCCCCGUCCUCAUCACCGGCGGCAACGGCUUCAUCGCCUACCACAUCAUCGCCAAGAUCCUGGAGACGGAACCCGAGUGCACCAUCCACUCCAUCGACAUCCACACCUCGCGCAACCGCCACGCCGCGGCCAACGUGCACUACCACGACGGCGACAUGGCGCGGGCGGCCGACGUGCAGCGCAUCAUGCAGCUCGCGCGGCCGACGACCAUCUUCCACACGGCCUCGCCCGAGUUCUCCGACGAGCCCGAAUCGGCCUACCGGGGGAUCAUCGUGGACGGGACGCAGCACCUCCUCGCCGCGGCGCGGGCCGUGGGCACCGCGCGCGCCCUCGUCAACACGUCGACGUCCGGCGUGAUCAACGACAACCACACCGACCUCGUCGACGCGACCGAGGAGCUACCGAUCCUGCGCCCGCCCGCGCAGCAGCGGCUGUACUGCAUCGCCAAAGCGGACGCCGAGGACGCCGUCACCGCCGCGAACCGCACCGCCGCCCCCGGCACCCCCUCCGACACCGGCCUCCUCACCUGCGCCAUCCGCCCCGCCCUCGCCUUCGGCGAACGCGACCACGGCACCCUCGGCAAGAUGUACGCCGUCGCGCGCCAGGGCAAGCUGCGCUUCCAGAUGGGCGACGGCCGCAACCGGUACGAUUUCGUGUACGUGGGGAAUCUGGCCGAGGCGCAUGUUCUGGCCGCCCGGAAACUGCUGGACGCGUGGGGUCAGCCGGCCCCGGUGGAGGACAGAGUCGAUGGCGAGUGCUUCCACGUCACCAACGAGGAGCCCUGGCUGUUUUGGGAUUUCCAGCGCGAGGUGUCGAGGUUGGUGGGCAAGCCGGUGCGGAAGGAGGAUGUGGUGGUUAUUCCCAAGUGGGUUGGGUUGACGAUCGGGUUUGUGAAUGAGUGGGUGGCCUGGGUGGUCUCGGGGGGCACGAGGAAGGCGAACAUGACCCGCGAGGGGAUUCGGUUCAGUACGUUGGUGAGGACGUUAAAUGGGGGCAAGGCGAGACGGGUGUUGGGGUAUCGGCCGAGGGUGGGGGUGAGGGAGGGGUUGGAGAGGAGUGUCCGGUGGUUUGUGGAGAAUGAUGAGGCUGCGAAGGGGGAGAAGAAGGAUUAGGGUUCAUGGGGGUGGGACUGUUGGUUUGCGGGUUGUGAGUGAUUAGUCGAUUGAUUGAUUGAAUGAUUGAAUUUGAGCUUUGCACUUGAUUGCGAUUUCUCGGUAAGGGUCUUUCUGAGGUGGAGGGGCGAUAUGAACUGGGUAACCUUUUCUUCUAUUUUUAUCUGGUGUGGUUAUGGAUUAGACAAGGGCAAAGGUAGAGGAGGGAGAAAGAACAUUAAACCAGUAGGACAGAGUAUAACAAUAAUAUUGUACCCUGUUCGGUACUCAAUCUUUGUAUAGAA
This is a messenger RNA of Aspergillus japonicus CBS 114.51, 1446 nucleotides long. RefSeq names its product C-3 sterol dehydrogenase/C-4 decarboxylase family protein. The coding region runs from base 38 to 1162 and encodes 374 amino acids. Gene Ontology annotation, molecular function: 3-beta-hydroxy-Delta5-steroid dehydrogenase (NAD+) activity. Gene Ontology annotation, biological process: steroid biosynthetic process. The record is from RefSeq and is a predicted model, not a curated record. Lineage: Eukaryota; Fungi; Ascomycota; Eurotiomycetes; Eurotiales; Aspergillaceae. The transcript has a single exon.